CAUUUAAAGAAAGGUGUCAGUUCAUUAAUAGUCUUGCUCCAAAAUGUUCAAACAAUCGAUAUAUUGCAGCUGUAGGAGGCGGAUCCACACUUCCAGCACCACAUGGAUGAAGUUUGGGGCCGAUUUGGGGAACCAAAGAGGUCCAGCAACCGGUGGAGGCUCACCGCUUGAUGAAUUGUUAAAGAGAAGUAACUCCGUUGCAGGAAAUGGAUGGGAUAAUAAAGAUAUCCCACAGGGUAGAUCCAAUAUCCUGACUUCAUCCAGAUCACUGAGUCAACCUUCAUUUAAUCGGUUUGCCACCCAGUUUGAGAAAAAAAAUGCAAGACCAAGUAGAGGAGCUGCACCAUCAGCAUCAUCAAGUAAAGGAUCGGGGUCUUCUUUAUCUGGAGUACCCAAAUUGAAGCAUGGGAAGUCAGACCAACAUCAACGUCGUCAUUCAGGACCACUACAACCCAAAAAACCGUUAUUCCAAUUCAAUUCAGGAACUGAACAAGCCAAAGAGGCGGUGAAAUCAGUCAUUGAUGCAGUUCAUACUGUCAAUGGAGGUAGUUAUACAGUCAAGUUUCUUGACCCUGAAACAAAGAAAUUGAAUCAAAUCCAUCUUUCCAAAGUAAUCAAUGAUUUGAAUUUGGAUACACAAGGGUUGAUGGUGAUUCCAACUUCAAACAAUACCGAGGACAGGACUCCACUUGUUAGAGUGACAGGGAUUUCACAAAUGAUGAAGAAAUUCUCUGAUGAUAAGGCUGCCGUAAGAGAAAAGAAGCUUUUAGAAAUGGGGAGUAGAGCUGCCAACCGAUCAUUCCAACUGAGAGAACGUGCAGAGAAAAAGAAAUCCGCUACCAAGGUGAUUACCAUUUCCUGGAAGAUCAGUUUUGGAGAUUUGGAAAAUCAAAAGACAAGAGAAAUCCAAAAACGGAUAGAAAAGGGAGAAAACUUUGUUAUUUUCGUUGGUGAUAGAUAUAGUUUCAACCUGGCCCGGAGAACUGCCGAUAAAUCUGGAGGAUUAGCACGGGAAAAGGCUACUGAAAGUGAAUCCAAUGAAGACUCUACCACUGGCCAUGAAGACAAUUCACUUUAUAUUGAAGAAAGCUUAGAUGCUAUCACUCGUGCUAGAAGAGAGAAAAUCAUUACAGAACUUAAAGAUAUUCUCGCUGAACUGGUGGGGAAAGUUGAAGUUAGUGGGAGACUCGAUCAAAGAAUCGUAAUGACUUGUUCAAACAUUAAACUUGCCGUUAAACCAAGCGCUUCACCUUCCAAGGGAUCGUCUGAAGGAUCUGAACUUUCUCCAAAGGAACAAAGAAGAUUAAAGAAACUUGAGAAGCAAAACAAAAAGCAACAAAAAGUUGUAUCAGAGGAGGAUUUGGAUCUGUUGUAUCAAUUGAAAUUGUAACACAAGAAAAAAAACACAUACCCAUGUAUAUAGGAAAUAUUUAUUAACACGUAGACCGUUUUUAUUUCAACAAUGUAGUGGAUCUAUAAAUAUAUAUGUAUA
This is a messenger RNA of [Candida] anglica, 1492 nucleotides long. NCBI's taxonomy places the organism in Eukaryota, Fungi, Ascomycota, Pichiomycetes, Serinales, Debaryomycetaceae. The record is from the annotation of a GenBank genome assembly.